AUGUCUUCCUACGACGGUUCGCGCUCUGCGCGCCAAUCCAAGCGCUACUCCAUGUCGGCCCUGUACAUGUCCAUCUCGGCCAACGAAGGAGACCUUCAGAUUGAGGAUGACCUCGCUAAAGCGCAAAAAGCACUUCGUGAUCUCAAGUCCAAGAUCUCAUCUCAGUCUAAGAAGAACUUCGUUCUUGAGAAGGAUGUGCGAUAUCUUGAUUCGCGAAUUGCGCUACUUAUCCAGAACCGUAUGGCUUUGGAAGAGCAAAAUGAAGUCGCAAGCCAUCUCGAGGAUGCUCUUGAGAUGCAGCAAGGUGUCUUUCCCAACGACGACAAGACGCAAAAAUACGGCAACCUCUUGUUUCUUCUGCAAUCCGAGCCCAGGCACAUUGCCCACCUGUGUAGGCUGGUCUCGAUGGCGGAGAUCGAUUCGCUGCUGCAGACCGUCAUGUUUACCAUCUACGGAAACCAGUACGAAAGCCGUGAAGAGCAUCUCCUUCUCACUAUGUUUCAGUCUGUCUUGACAUACCAAUUCGACAACACACCCGACUAUUCCUCCCUCCUCCGCGCCAACACCCCUGUUUCCCGAAUGAUGACUACCUAUACUCGAAGAGGACCCGGUCAGAGUUUCCUCAAGUCCGUGCUUGCUGAUAGAAUCAAUGGCUUGAUCGAGCUGAGGGACCUGGACCUGGAAAUUAACCCGCUCAAGGUGUAUGAGCGCAUGAUUGAGCAGAUCGAGGAGGAUACCGGCCAGCUGCCCCCUCAUCUUCCCAAGGGAAUUACGGGCGAGCAAGCUGCCGAGAACCCUCAGGUCCAGGCUAUCAUCGAGCCCCGUCUGACGAUGCUGACCGAGAUUGCUAAUGGCUUCUUGACCACCAUCAUUGAGGGGCUUGAGGAGGCGCCAUACGGCAUUCGAUGGAUCUGCAAGCAGAUCAGGAGUUUGACCAAGCGCAAAUACCCAGAUGCUAACGACCAGGUUAUUUGCACUUUGAUCGGCGGAUUCUUCUUCCUGCGCUUCAUCAACCCAGCCAUCGUCACGCCGAAAUCGUACAUGCUCAUCGAUGGAACCCCGGCCGAGCGACCGCGACGAACCCUGACCUACAUCGCCAAGAUGCUCCAGAACCUCGCGAACAAGCCAUCCUACGCCAAGGAGCCGUACAUGGCCAAGCUUCAGCCUUUUAUCCAUCAGAACAAGGACAGAAUCAACAAGUUCAUGCUCGAUCUUUGCGAAGUCCAGGACUUUUACGAGAGCCUCGAGAUGGACAAUUACGUUGCGCUGUCCAAGAAGGACCUCGAGCUCGAGAUUACCCUCAACGAAGUGUACGCCAUGCACGGAUUGAUCGACAAGCACCACAACGAACUGUGCAAAGACGAAAGCUCGCAUCUCGCCAUCAUCAUGGCCGAGUUGGGAACAUCACCAGCCCAAGUGCCUCGCAAGGAGAACAGGGUCAUCAACCUCCCUCUGUUCAGCAGAUGGGAGACUGCCAUUGACGACCUGACAGCAGCCCUGGAUAUCACGCAGGAGGAAGUGUAUUUUAUGGAAGCCAAGUCCAUCUUUGUGCAGGUUAUGCGAUCGAUUCCUUCCACGAGCAGCGUGGCCCGUCGCCCGCUACGACUCGAGCGCAUCGCAGACGCCGCCGCAACAAGCCGCAACGAUGCUGUGAUGGUUCGAAAGGGUAUUCGAGCUAUGGAGCUGUUGUCUCAGCUUCAAGAACUGCGCGUCAUCGACAAGAGCGAUCAGUUUGGACUCCUUCGAGAUGAAGUUGAGCAGGAGCUUCAACACCUGGGCUCUCUCAAGGAGGGUGUGCUUACCGAGACGUCGAAGCUGCAGGAGGUGUACAAGACGAUCCGAGACCACAACGUCUACCUGAACGGACAGCUCGAGACCUACAAGAGCUACCUGCAUAAUGUGCGAUCGCAGAGUGAGGGCACAAAGAGAAAGCAGCAGAAGCAGCAGGUGCUUGGUCCUUACAAGUUCACCCAUCAGCAACUCGAGAAGGAGGGUGUCAUUCAGAAGAGCAAUGUUCCCGACAACAGACGGGCCAACAUCUACUUCAACUUUACAAGUCCCUUGCCGGGAACCUUUGUUAUUUCCUUGCAUUACAAGGGCCGCAACAGGGGUUUGCUCGAACUGGACCUCAAGCUGGAUGACCUGCUUGAGAUGCAAAAGGACAACCAGGACGAUCUGGAUCUUGAAUACGUCCAGUUCAAUGUGCCAAAGGUGCUGGCUCUGCUCAACAAGCGCUUCGCUCGAAAGAAGGGCUGGUAGACGAUCUAUGACAACACACACGACUCUCAGCCGAACAUCCAUCUCGACGCAUAUUGAUCCAUGUACUACGACCACAUCAAACGGAGGGGCUUGGCGUUAUGGACACUGAUACCACGGAAUAUUCUGUUCUCUUUACCUACUACUACUACCUUGAGUCAGUAAGCUGACUGGCUGGGAGGAUUGCUGCCAUUGUUUCUUUUGUGCUGUUUUCAUUUGUCAGUUUUUCUUCUCGACAUGAGCGUCUGUUUCAUGUGUUCUUUGUGAGUGAUUGAUGGGUGCGCUGGGGGUUUGUUUCUUUUAUAUACCGAACGCUUGCUUGCCUGCUUCCUUGCUUGUUUCUUGGACGGCGGUAUUCUGCUUCGGCUGGUCCGCAGUGGGAGUUUGUAUGCGGCGCCUUGAUUAUCUAUGUAUGCAUGCUGGUAGUUUGUCCACGGGGCGAACUGUUCCGUUGGGACACGAGGAGUCAUGGCUCAGACGGAGGCAUAGUUGGCACCUAGUCUGGAGCCAUGCUCAUAAUGAAGGAAGGAUUUCAAUGUCUGCGAUACUGUACAUGUCCCAGCUGUGCUAGCUUUG
Messenger RNA from Fusarium vanettenii 77-13-4, 2832 nucleotides. RefSeq lists its product as uncharacterized. The coding region runs from base 1 to 2259 and encodes 752 amino acids. The transcript is spliced from 5 exons. The record is from RefSeq and is a predicted model, not a curated record. Gene Ontology annotation, cellular component: cell cortex. Gene Ontology annotation, biological process: regulation of actin cytoskeleton organization; regulation of GTPase activity. Gene Ontology annotation, molecular function: GTPase activator activity; protein binding. NCBI's taxonomy places the organism in Eukaryota, Fungi, Ascomycota, Sordariomycetes, Hypocreales, Nectriaceae.